Molecule: messenger RNA, 456 nt
Organism: Panicum hallii
Lineage: Eukaryota; Viridiplantae; Streptophyta; Magnoliopsida; Poales; Poaceae
Product: zinc finger protein 11-like
Exons: 1
Coding region: 1-456 (151 amino acids)
Molecular function (GO): DNA-binding transcription factor activity
Source: RefSeq, a predicted model, not a curated record
AUGGAGAGGAGGCCGGAGCCGGAGCUCGACCUUGAGCUCACCCUCCUCCACCCCGGCGCCUCGGCCGCGCCGGAGGAGCCGCCGGGCUUCUUCCUCUGCACCUACUGCGACCGCAAGUUCCACACUUCGCAGGCGCUCGGCGGCCACCAGAACGCGCACAAGUACGAGCGCACCCUCGCCAAGCGCCGCCGGGAGAUCUCCGCCUCCAUGCGCUUGCAUGGGCGGUCGGGUGCCCGGGCCGACCCCCCAGGGAGCGCUGGAGUAGCAAUCAACCUGCUGUCUGCAGGAGCGGAGCCUGCUGGGAGGGCGAGGACGAUGGACACACAGAAAGCUGCUCCGGAUCCGUCGCUGGCCUGGCUGUCCGGCAGCAGCCUGCUGCAGCACAACAUAAGCAGCAGCUCGCCGGAGCGCCGCGCCGGGCGCGCCGACGAGCUGGACUUGUCCCUCAGGUUAUGA